This is a messenger RNA of Fonsecaea multimorphosa CBS 102226, 504 nucleotides long. RefSeq names its product 60S ribosomal protein L12. Gene Ontology annotation, biological process: translation. The transcript is spliced from 5 exons. The record is from RefSeq and is a predicted model, not a curated record. Lineage: Eukaryota; Fungi; Ascomycota; Eurotiomycetes; Chaetothyriales; Herpotrichiellaceae. Gene Ontology annotation, cellular component: cytosolic large ribosomal subunit; ribosome. Gene Ontology annotation, molecular function: large ribosomal subunit rRNA binding; structural constituent of ribosome. The coding region runs from base 1 to 504 and encodes 167 amino acids.
AUGCCUCCCAAGUUAGAUCCCAAUGAGGUGAAGGUCAUCCACCUCCGCGCCACUGGCGGUGAGGUCGGGUCUUCUGCAACCCUCGCUCCCAAGAUCGGUCCUCUCGGUCUCUCACCCAAGAAGGUCGGAGAAGACAUUGCGAAAGCCACCGGUGACUGGAAAGGUCUCCGCGUCACCGUCAAGCUGACGAUUCAAAACCGACAAGCUGCCGUCAGCGUCGUCCCCUCUGCCUCGUCCCUGGUCAUCAGAGCCCUGAAGGAGCCUCCUCGAGACCGAAAGAAGGAGAAGAACAUCAAACACUCCAAGUCGAUCCCCCUCGAUGAGAUCUUCGACAUUGCCCGGACCAUGCGUGGUGCGAACAAGUCGCUCGCUCGCGAGUUGAAGGGUACAAUCCUGGAGAUUCUGGGCACGGCAUUCAGUGUCGGUUGCCAGGUUGACGGGAGAAGUCCCAAGGACAUCAGUGAUGAGAUCAAGGAAGGGUCAAUUGAGGUGCCGGAUGAAUAG